GCGUCGAACUCGUAGCAGCGCUCUGGCACCCAAGCAACGAUAUACGCACGUUGCAAGAGCAGCAGGACUCGUCAAGACAAAGCACUGCUGCGAACAAGCGCUCAAACGCCACGCCAUCGCCGCGUGCGCCAGCAUCACUGCUCCACAAACGCUUGUGCGGAUCACGCCAUCGACGCGAUCGACGCGACAUCAUGGCCACCUUCGCCACAGAAGUCUUCGAGCCUUUGUCGCAGUACGACGAGCAGUACACGGCGCCGGGCGACGAAGUCGGGAGAGGCGCGUCCGGCGUCGUGCGACGCGCGACGCGGCGCAGCGACGGCCUGCCGGUUGCCGUGAAGACCAUGGAUUUGAGGGCGUUACGGUUGGCGGGCGGCGGUGGCUUCUCCAUAGCUAGAUUACGAAGAGAAGUCGACGUGCUGCGAAGUCUGCGACAUCCAGCGAUAGUAAGGUUGUACGGCGCCUACGGCGACCAGGACACCGUAUUAUUGGUGAUGGAAUUGGUAGAAGGGCGAGAGCUCUUCGACGCCAUCUUGUCGCGGGGCAAGUUCGACGAGCCAUCCGCGCGAAAUAUCUUCUCGAAGCUCUGCCAGGCAGUCGCGUACAUGCACGCGCGAAAUAUCAUCCAUCGGGACGUCAAGCCCGAGAACGUCCUCGUGACUGGUACUAAUGAAGAUGAGGUCAAGUUGGUGGACUUUGGCCUGUCCAAGCUCGUCGCCGGCAGCAUGGUCGGCGCGUCGCGCGCCCAUACCAUGGUCGGCACGCCCUCGUACCUAGCACCUGAAAUAGAGAACAUGAAGACCAAGACCCAGUCGCUGGACCUAGAUACGUUAUCGAAGGAAGAGGAUUUGGACCUGUCUGAUGGUAUCGGCGCUUACGAUAACAAAGUCGACGCCUGGUCGUUGGGUGUUACGUUGUAUGUCAUGCUCGUCGCGCGGUUUCCCGUGUAUGAUAGAGAUCAGGACGGCACCAUCGUCGGUGCUAGGGUCCCCGAUGAUUUAUCUCCAGACUCUCGUCGACUGUUACUGAGGCUGCUCGCGGCGGACCCGGUCCAACGAUUGUCGGCGACGGACGCGCUCCAGGACCCCUGGCUCUUACCCUCGUCGGAAUUGGCGCUGACGCCGCCCGCGUCGCCUCCCGAGAAGAAACGCGAAGCUUCAUCCGAAGAGGAAUCGACAGAUAACCCCAUGGGCCUCGCGCACGCCCAUGCGGCUUUGGUGGCGUCGUCGGCGUUAGGAUUACCUCCGGAGCUACGAAGCGCGGGCCUGGAUUACCACGAGCGGGCCGUCGCGUCGAGGGCACUGGCGACGAAAUUACGCGGUACUGCAUUACUCGUGUUGGAGAUGAUCGACGACCUCAAAGCUGCGUUGGACGCUAGGAACGCCGACGCCGCUAGAGAAGUGCUCGGGGCCGUGAGAAGGUGGACUUCUGAUCUAGAAAAAGAGUGCGCUCUGGCCAAGAAGGGCAACCUCGCGGCGAUGCGGCGGCUCGCGCAGGCCGUCGGCGAGGAGGCGCCUACUGAAGAGAAGGCACCACCACCGGAGACGCCCGCGCCUCGGUUGGCCGGCGCGACGGCGUCCAUGUCACUUGAUGAUCCGGUGCCGGAGACGCCGGACGCGCCCACUCCCUCCAACGCGAACACGCCGCUGGACCUGAAAAACGACGAGGUGUUGGAACUGAUGCUGCCGGUCACGGCGGACGAUUUGCGGCCGCCGCCCGUGGCUCGCUCUAGUAGGCCCGCGCGGAACCACCUGUUGCGGUGUUUGGGGGAGCUCCACGUCGUGUUUACGAGGAUGGAGCUCGUCUGGUCCAAGGUCGAGGUUUCGUUGGAUGCCGUCCUGAAACGGAGCGAGGCCUUGGAGGUGCUGCUGGGCUUUGCGGACACGCCUGCUUUGAAGGGACGGCUCGACGUGCGGCUGGCGAAGUUCAAGGCCUUCUGGAGUGGUUUGGCGGAGUGGGAUCUGGAUGUUGCCGUGCCGGGGAUCGCUUCUUCGGCGGCGGGGGCGUAAGGAUGAAUCUGUAU
Molecule: messenger RNA, 2020 nt
Organism: Pelagomonas calceolata
Lineage: Eukaryota; Pelagophyceae; Pelagomonadales; Pelagomonadaceae
Source: the annotation of a GenBank genome assembly